Hippoglossus stenolepis (Pacific halibut) is the source of this 2317-nucleotide messenger RNA. It is a transcript of the gene cdc50aa, whose product is annotated as transmembrane protein 30Aa. The transcript has 7 exons. The record is from RefSeq and is a predicted model, not a curated record. Lineage: Eukaryota; Metazoa; Chordata; Actinopteri; Pleuronectiformes; Pleuronectidae. Gene Ontology annotation, biological process: phospholipid translocation. Gene Ontology annotation, cellular component: Golgi apparatus; endoplasmic reticulum; plasma membrane. The coding region runs from base 227 to 1339 and encodes 370 amino acids.
CUACGUGUCAACAUGCUAUAGGCUCGGGCGCUUCCGGCUUCUUCCUCUGGGCAUGAGAUUAACCGGACAGAUCAACAGUACAACAAGUGGAGAUUUGAACCAGACUCGGGGGGUUUCGCUCCUGAGACAGUUCCACCAUCUACCUCAUCGUGUCGUCUCUGGUUUCACCGAGGAGCCGUCGUCCGUCGGGUAGAGAGGAUCACUGUGCCCGGAGUGGAUCGCAGCCAUGAUGGCGUCCAGCUACAACGCCAAGGAGGAGGACGGGCAGCACCCUGGCGCCGCGGGUCACGGCGGAGCGGCGGAGGCGAAGAGCAAGAAGCCGGACAACACGGCGUUCAAGCAGCAGAGGCUACCGGCCUGGCAGCCCAUCCUGACGGCGGGCACCGUGCUCCCGGCCUUCUUCGUUAUCGGCCUCAUCUUCAUCCCCAUCGGCAUCGGCCUGUUCGUCACAUCCAACAACAUCAAGGAGUUCGAGAUUGAUUACACCGGUGUGAACAGUGAAAGUCCCUGCUACAGCUGUGCCAAUAACAUUAGCUGGAACAACACAACACCAUGUCUCUGCUCUGUGAACUUCACCCUGGAUCAGCCAUUCGAGAGCAAUGUCUAUAUGUACUACGGCUUAUCCAACUUCUAUCAGAACCACAGACGCUACGUGAAGUCCAGGGAUGACAGCCAGUUGUAUGGCGACCGCUCUGCUCUGAAGAGCCCCAGCAAAGAAUGUGAGCCGUACCGUACGAGUGGUGGAGAGCCCAUCGCUCCGUGUGGGGCCAUAGCCAACAGCCUUUUCAACGACACUCUGGAGCUGUAUCAUUUUGAUGUCAAUGGCACCAGAAAUGUAAUUCCUCUGGUGAAGAAAGGAAUUGCUUGGUGGACAGACAAGCAUGUGAAGUUCAGGAAUCCUGGUGUAAACAACAACCUCACUGUAGCAUUCCAAGGUACAAGUAAGCCGGUGAACUGGAGGAAGCCAGUGUACGAGUUGGACCCAUCAGAUCCUGACAACAACGGCUUCAUCAACGAGGACUUCAUUGUGUGGAUGCGCACGGCUGCGUUGCCCACCUUCCGCAAGCUGUACCGCAUCAUCCAGAAGAAGUCCAGCACCACCCCCACUCUACCCAGUGGCAAAUACGUCUUGGACAUUACUUACAAUUACCCUGUGACCAGCUUUGACGGUCGCAAGCGAAUGAUCCUGAGCACCAUCUCCUGGAUGGGGGGAAAGAACCCCUUCCUGGGUAUCGCCUACAUCACAGUGGGCUCCAUCUGCUUCUUCCUGGGUGUGGUUCUGCUCAUCAUCCACCAUAAAUAUGACACCCGCAACAGCAGUGCAGAUAUCCCAAACUAAACAGUUCUUCUGUUCUCUCUGCAUGCAUGUGGGACCCUGUGGGGUCCGUUCAGGACUGCUUGUUGAAUUUCUUUUUUAGUGUGAAUACACUGUUAUCUGUGAUUGUCUGUCGCGUGUUUGUGGAAGGACAGAAGCGUCUUCGGUCUCAUCAAAAGCCGUGUUUCGACGUAGGACGUUUAUUUUAAAAUGAAGAUGCUAGAGUCUGUGUCUCUGUGCAUUAAGCUUUAAGUUGGCCCCUGCGAUCGUCAUUGCCCGUCCUCAACUUCUUUUUUUUAUUCUCUAAUUUAUCUAUAAAUCUAUAAAGUGUCUAUUUUAGCAUCGCUUUGCAAAUGGCUUAAUUAUUGAAGGAUGUAUGUAUUUUUAAAGUAAUUGUCUGUACUAUUUACUGUUAUAUGUCCUGCUGAUGAAUGUACUGUUAAAUUCCAUUGACAUACCUCUGACGUGACCUUGAAUAGAGGAUGGGAUGAACAUUGCUUGCAUGCUGGUAACUAUGAUAAGCAUUGAUGUUUAACAAGACCUACUUUACUCUUGCAGAGUCAGAGAACAUUUAUAAUUAAUACCUACCAAUCUACCCCCUGCUAUGACUGGACGUAUAAGAGAAUGUGCCCAUCAUAUUCUAUAUUUAAUUAUAAGAAAUACUCCAAUACGAUCUAAUUCUUAUUAAUAAUGUAAACAUGAUUCUUUACAGCUACAUAUCCAGUGUUCUCCCUUUAGAAGCACCUCUGGCUGAUCAGAGCACAAAAUUAUAUUUUGGUUUUUACACUUAAGUGUGUAAAAAUAUCCUGCGUUCUCCGAUGUUGACCAAAUUAUACUGAAUGCACUUUAAAAGUGUCACAUCUGUUAGUUUUCCUCUUGUUUUCACUCCAUCUUCUGUCGUACUGUUGCGUUGCUGAUUAGUAAAUGAUUCGUUAACUGUUUAAACUCAAGUUAUCGGUUUUUAUAAGGUUUAUAGGGUCCAAUUAAACAACUUGGUCAAUG